CUUUAAGCGUUUACCCAGUACUGGCAUCGACAAAAACAGGAAACGGGACGAAAGAACUCAAAAAUCUGCAAGCUGAGCUAUCAAUCCGCCGCCAAUUAAUCAAUCAAUCAAUCAGAGAUUGAAUCUGAAAGAGGAAAACAAGGAAAACUCGCUUACCGCAUCAGAGACCUAUGAGAGUUAUGAGAGAGAAAGACCACUCACCAAGAAAGAUGCUUCCUAGCCCGAAACAGGGCUGCGUAUACCCUGCCUUAGGAUUAAUACCCACUUCAUAUAUAUCACAUGUACCUUACGAUCUGGCCUCCCCGACGGUGGCGUCCACCUCGUCCUCCUCGUCUUCGUCGUCGACCUCGCCAACAACAACCUCUGCGGCGUUCACGGCGAGGCUGCAGCAACAACAGCUACAUCAGGCCCACCAGCAGCUACACACCCUAAACCACAAUGCCAAGGGAAAGAGAAGAUGCAGCUUGGAUCAGCCGCUCGAUCUGCGAUUGGCCCACAAACGGAAGCCGGACUUGGGCGACCAGGAGCCCUUGGAGGACGAGAACAGCAACCUGAUUAUGUUCACUGGUGAGCUGGCGCAGGUCCAGCAGAAAGAAAAGGAGCUCAACAACAACCACAUAGCAGCUUCGCUGGCGGACUUGGGAUUCGAUAUGAGUAGGAAAAUGUUGAGGGCUCUGAGGGAGGGGGGAGGUGCUGCCGCUGGUGUUCAAAGCGCGCCCGUAGGUCCUGUGUCGGGAGCUUCAGCUCUGACUGGGCCGCCAUGUUCGAUGCCCGCAGUUCAUCCCACUCUUCUAGAGGCUAUGACCAAGAAUUUGCCUUUGCAGUACCGCAACGUAUUUGCAGGCGUUUUGCCCGGAAAAGUAACCAGUCCGUCGGUGUCAUUAAGUAGUCCGACUGGUUCGGACUUUCAUUUCAGGCAUCCGCUGAAAAAGUGCGAGCUCACCUGGCCGCCACCCACGGAGCAACUACAGCUGGAACUGCCCAGCUCGAAUCCUAAACUUUCACCACCCAUGUUACCGCAUCCUCAGCUUCAGGAUUACCAAGCCCGGAGGAAAAACAAGGCUGCGGCUGGAGCGAAGCCGGGAAGCAAUCCUGCUGGAACGGGCAACAUCCCGCAGCGCAACAAGGAUCGCUACACGUGCAAGUUCUGCGGCAAGGUGUUUCCUCGAUCGGCGAAUCUGACGCGGCACUUGCGGACACACACGGGCGAACAACCUUACAAGUGCAAAUACUGCGAACGUUCCUUUAGCAUUUCUUCGAACCUGCAACGUCACGUACGAAACAUCCACAACAAGGAGCGUCCUUUCAAGUGCGAGAUCUGCGAGCGUUGCUUUGGCCAGCAAACCAACCUGGACAGACACCUUAAAAAACACGAGUCCGACGCCGUAUCCUUGAGUGCCCUAUCCGGGGUGAGCGAACGAAUGCACUGCAUCCGUAGGUUCUGCGAGAACCCCACAGAAGAGUCCUAUUUCGAGGAGAUACGCAGCUUUAUGGGCAAGGUUACUCAGCAGCAGCAACAGCAACAGCAGCAACAUGACCACGACCAGAUGCAGCACCACCACCAACUGCAGUUGCAACCACACCAGUCAACAGCCACUUCAGCGGCCAGCUCGUGUUCUUCCUCCCGUGACACGCCCACUUCUUCGCAGGCGGACGAGACAGAUAAUGCGGUGGGCACCUCUGCCGCCGAUACUGGAGCUAUCAAAGAGCCGGGGGAGGAGGAGGAUACCGAGCCUCUUUUGGACCGGAAACGAACCCUGACCACCAAGCUUUUAAGCAAAAACACAACCACGCCAGAAAAAUCUAUUAAAGAAGAGGAACCCUAAUUUCAACAACAAUUUCCUAUUAAAGAAACUUAACGGAUAAUACGAAGAGUUAUACUCGUGAACUAUGUCUAAAACCUAGCUGAGGACCAGAUCCCUAACUAUUUCUAAAACCUAGCUGUAAAUAUAUACUUAAACCUUGAAUGUUCUACCGCUAUUUUGUAAAUCUAAUUGUACAAAUCGAAAAUUGGCUACCCAUUUACAAAUAUAUAAGCACUUUGGCUCAUAUAUAUAGAUAUUUCCUAAGCAUUGGUAUUUUUUGUAUAUAUAAAUCGUGACAGGACAAGAAAUGUAUGUAUAAACACAAAACAAAACGCACCCA
This is a messenger RNA of Drosophila bipectinata, 2145 nucleotides long. RefSeq lists its product as uncharacterized. NCBI's taxonomy places the organism in Eukaryota, Metazoa, Arthropoda, Insecta, Diptera, Drosophilidae. The record is from RefSeq and is a predicted model, not a curated record.